Molecule: messenger RNA, 275 nt
Organism: Cylicocyclus nassatus
Lineage: Eukaryota; Metazoa; Nematoda; Chromadorea; Rhabditida; Strongylidae
Source: the annotation of a GenBank genome assembly
GCAAAGAGAAAUAAAGGAGAGCAAACGUGUGUAACGAUUCCAAAUUAAACUCCUGGAUCAGGAAAAUCAAUAAAAUGGACACAUGUCUCUUUGAAGGAGUUUUCACGCAAUCGCAGCAAAACUCCUGCAAGAUGUCUUCAUUCUGUUUUAUCCAUCAAACCUUUUCACCUUCAUCUUCUACAACGUUCUUGAAUCUCUAUAUCUAUGUCAAGUAUGACAAACUGUCAUCGAGACCGCAUAUCUCGAUAUCUUCGUCAUAAAAUUUUGCUGCUGCC